This is a messenger RNA of Polyodon spathula (Mississippi paddlefish), 2638 nucleotides long. Its product is annotated as WAS/WASL-interacting protein family member 1-like. The record is from RefSeq and is a predicted model, not a curated record. Bases 376 to 1878 code for a protein of 500 amino acids. The transcript is spliced from 8 exons. Gene Ontology annotation, molecular function: actin binding. NCBI's taxonomy places the organism in Eukaryota, Metazoa, Chordata, Actinopteri, Acipenseriformes, Polyodontidae.
CUUACACUUGUGUUGCAGCUGGAUUUCAGAAUCAACCUUUCUUGUUUGAAAGCCUAAUUUUCCAGUGUGCGCUUGCUUGUUACUGCGUUGUUUUGUUUUCUAUACAUAACAGCAAAUGGUUUACAAUGCGUGUAAAACUGCAAGAACCACAUCUGGAAACAUUGCAUCACUGAGAAGGACCCGGAUUGAGAGGAAGCAGAAGUUUCACAAAGUCGCAGAGAAGUAGCUGCACUUAGAGUAAAAUGCAGCUUUUACAAAAUCUGUAGGGAAAUUAUUCAGCUGUCAGUGAUGUAAGAAAGUAGAGGAUAAAAAAAAAAAAAAAAAAAACACACAGACCGGAGUAAGAAGCACGAGAAGGAAAAUUAAAAAGAGAAGAUGCCCGCUCCUCCACCUCCACCCCCUCCCCCACCUGCUGCCCCCCCACCUCCCACAUUCUCACAAGCCAAUAUACAGAAACCUGUUCUGAACAAAUCACAACAGCAAGGAAGAAAUGCUCUUUUGACAGAUAUUUCAAAAGGAACGAAGCUGAAGAAAGCUGUAACAAAUGACAGAAGCUCCCCAUUGAUUGAUAAGCCCAAAGGGUCAGGAGGAGGAGGAGGAGGAGGAGGUGGAGGAGGAGGUGGAGGAGGUGGAGGAGGAGGUGGAGGAGGUGGAGGAGGUGGAUUAGGUGGAGGAGGUGGAUUAGGUGGACUCUUCCAAGGAGGGAUGCCGAAGCUGAGAUCUGCAGGGAGCAGAGAAAAUUCUGGAGGGAGCAGAGCUCCAAUAUUGCCCCCUGGAGGACGACCAACAAGUGGUAGCUCUGCCCCCCCACCCAGAUUUUCUGGAACACCUCCUGUCCCGAGAAGCAGUGCUCCAGACUUUCCUAGAGCCAGGAUGACGCCCCCCAGGCCAGAGAGUGAAGGGGGGCCCCCUCCUGUGCCCAGCACACCACGCCCCACGCCAUCCGGUAUGCAGAACAGAGGCCCUCCACCAGUGCCAGGAGGAGGCCGGCCGAACCCCAGCCCUGCUCCAUCUCCACCCUCCUUUGGUGGCAGGAAUCAGGGCCCACCAUUACCAGGAAGCUCCCCCUUCUCUCGUCAGCCUUCCCAUUCCAGCCCUCCAGUCCCCAGCUCAGGCCGGCCUCCACUCCCUCCUGCACCAGGCAGGCCCAUGGAGGACAGGCCUCCACCCCUUCCCACAGGAGGCAGGUCCUCCCUGCAGAGAGACGGGCCACCAGCCCUUCCCUCUCAGAACAAUAAGCCUCCAGUUCCCGCUGUGCCUCGGCCUUCAGCCGCUAGCGGGGCUCCUCCUCCUCCUCCCCCCGGCAGACCAGGCCCGCCUGCCUUCCCUCCCACCCCCCGUGGUGAUGAAGAAACUCCCAGGCUCCCCCAGAGGAAUCUGUCUCUGAACUCUCAUGCUCCAGCUCCUCCACCACCGAUGUCUGGCCGAUCUGGCCCCCUUCCCCCUCCUCCCAAUGAGAGACCACCACCCCCCUUCAGAGAACCUCCUGGCCGAUCAGGGCCCCUCCCCCCUCCACCUCCCAUUGGUAGGAACGGAGGCAGCGUGAGGUCAUCCCCUCCGCCACCUCCACCCAACCGGCCUGGAGCCGAGCCCAACAGGGGCGGGGGGAGACCCCCACUCCCUCCUGACAGACCUGGCGCUGGAGCUCCACUCCCGCCUCCGCCACCAGUGAGAAACGGCUUCCAAGACUCUCCCCACAUCUCAUGCGAAGAUGAGUGGGAAGGCAGAUUCUCUUUCCAUCCUGUUUCAGAGUUGCCACCACCUGACCCAUAUAUACCAACUCAGAAGGUCUACCCCAGCAAACUGGGAAGAAAUGAAAGCAGAGGCUCAGUAGGAAGAGAAAGAGGUGCUCCACCGCUCCCUCCUAUUCCGAGGUGAUCUGGGAGUCUGCACAGGAUUACCACUCCUUCCAGCAGGAGCUCUUUUGUUUCUUUUUGGGGCUGUGUUCAUGGCCAUUUCUCUUGUGCUUUCUUUUCUAAUGGCUUUGUUCAGUGUCUAAUAAGUCUUGCUGCAUCGGGGCUUCAGUGAAGUUAACCAGUGAUGUCUUUUGUUAAUAAGUGCCUUACAAAACUAACUGUGUUUACAAAACUACAGAAGUACAGACAUGUUUCUAAGUAUGUGUUUUGUAAAUAAUACAUUUAUCAUGCUUUACUGCAAGCCAUUUGAAUUAGCAAUGCUAUCUAUUGGGUUCAAAUAGCAAACAUAAGGACCCAUUUUUAAUUCAUGUUUGUAUUUUUUAAAUUGUUCAGGACUGCUGUAGCAAAAAGAUAAAAAUAGUAAGGUUUUAAAAAAAACUCAGUAUCUGUAUGUAUUCUUAUCAAAGCACAGACUGAUGUUUGUGUUUUUUUACAUUUAAGUAAACUCCGCAAAAUAAUUGUUGACUCACAGAUCCCACAUUUUAUUUUUAUGGGUUUUAUAUGAAAAAAAAAUCAUAUUCUGGAAAAAUUAUUCUGGAAGAUAAUACAUUUUAUUGGUUUAUAUGUCUGGGGGUAGUCAUUAGCAUCAUUUGUUGUAAAGAGUAUUUUUAGCCUUAACAAAUAUAAUGGUUUAUAUUGGUGUAGCGCUCAUAGUGUUACUGUGCUUUAAUUAUGCAAAUCUACAUGUGUAUUUAUAUAUAUAUAUAUAUAUAUAUAUAUAU